UGUACGUGUACUCUAGCUUCUGUCCAUGGCUUUGUUACAGAUUACGUAAAUCGUGAAGAAUAAACUUGAGGAAUAUUGCUGAAUACGUUUUAUUUCUGACUGGCAGAUGAUCAACGCUGCACUGAACUGCUUCCUUAUUUAAAACAUGUUCCUGAACUCCAAGCGACAAUGCUUUGGCUCUUUUUGUGCAUCGUGGUCGUGGAUGUUCUUGUGGCCACAUUUGAGGUGAUUGUCCCUAAUAAACAUCUGCUGGCAAUCCGAGGUCGUCCAGCUGUACUGGGCUGUGAGUUCACAUCUGGUCCUGACCUCUCCAGCUUGGUUAUUACCUGGCAACGACAGGAGGACUCACGGGUUGUCCACAGUUUCUAUUAUCAACAGGACCAAUUGGAUCGACAAUGUCCAAAAUACCACAAUCGGACCUCAUUGUAUGUUUCAGAGCUUCAUAAAGGAAAUGCCUCUCUAAGAAUUGCAUCAGUUAGACCGAAAGAUGCAGGUUGGUACCUUUGCAUAGUGAGCAAUGCAAAGGGAACAGGAAGAGCCUUGAUGGAAGUGACUUAUGGAGCUCUUUACUCUGAGCCCAGGUUAAGCAUCCUUGUAAAUGCCUCUGCUUUGAAAGUGCAGUUUGAGACAGAAGGGUUUCCCAAACCUGAGGUGAUUUGGCUGGGGGAACACAACCAGAACCUCAGCUAUUACCUGGAGAUCCAUGACCAAAUAGAAGAUGGACUUUAUAUCAUAAAGAGUAUCUGUGAGGUCCAGAAGGCAGUGGUUAAUGUCACAUUUACACUAAAGAAUCACCUCCUGAACCAGAACCUGCAGAGACCAAUGUUCCUUAACUAUGAUGAGGACACCACAGACCAUAUGAUUAUUGUACUUGCUGUCCUCUCAGUGGUUUGCAUUCUUUUGGUCAUUGGCAUCAUUUGGUUAGCAUUGAAGAAGCAGAACGAGCAGAGAUCUUCGCUGUGAUGAACCAUGAAAGUUAAUGAAUGGUGUUGGAGCUGUUCCCAAAAGGUCUGCAUGCAUGUUUAGACUUGUGCUAAACAUUACUAGCCUUAUUCAUGAAAUGCAAGCAGAUCAAGUGCUAAUGUUACGAAAGAAUGUAUUUCUAAAUAAUUUACAUGUCAACAAAUGCCAGAGUCUGUAAGUGGGAGUCAUAUAGAUACCUGCCAAAAGUCAUUUCCUAAUCUUUUUACUGCUUUUUUUAUUUAUUGACCAUUGUGAAUUUUUAAAUAAUUUUUUAUACAAAAUCCAUCACAUGGCAUUUAUUAUCCUCACACUUUUAAUUGUCAAAUAAAUAUUUAAUAUGUUAACCACUGCAAAACAUGAUUCUGUACUGAACAAGUUAAAAUCACUUAUUGUGGCAUAAGUAAUACACUGAACCUCUGCAUAUGUUUAAGUUUGUACUUUAUACCUAAAGCAGAAAUAGAACUAUGCAGACAAUCAGGUCGGCUCUAUGCCAUGCCUACAUUACAAAUCCAAGUCAAACAUAAUUACACACAUUCUAACCGUUGCACUCUGUCCGUAAGCCUUUAGAGAUAUGUGUCAUCCUAAAUUUCUGUUUUCUAGUCAUGUUUCCUAGCAAUAAAUAUAGGGAGGGGACUGCCAUGUUGACAGCUUUGAUGAAUUGAACAGUAUAAGCUUAUCAUCAAGCUGGACCAUGGACCAUAAGUAAUAUGUGUGUGUUUAUGUAAGGGUUUGUAAGAACAAUAUAUAUACAUUACUUA
Molecule: messenger RNA, 1721 nt
Organism: Sinocyclocheilus grahami
Lineage: Eukaryota; Metazoa; Chordata; Actinopteri; Cypriniformes; Cyprinidae
Product: CD276 antigen-like
Exons: 4
Coding region: 169-963 (264 amino acids)
Biological process (GO): regulation of cytokine production; T cell receptor signaling pathway
Cellular component (GO): external side of plasma membrane
Molecular function (GO): signaling receptor binding
Source: RefSeq, a predicted model, not a curated record